AUUUUAUAUAAAGCUUUAUUUAUUUAUUUUUAUUUAUCUGAUUCGAGUUGACAAAAGGAUCUUUUACAAUACUUAACUUAUUACAGAAUUUGUAUAUGUCAUAUGAUACAUAAUAAAUACUUUAUUUAUAUAGAGUAGUUGAGUAGUUUAUAGCCUUAUCGAUUGUUGACAGUUGUCACACUCUAUUACAGAAUUUUCGCUAACUUCUUCGUUUAAAUUUUAUAAGAAUAUUUUAUAGAAUUAAUUAAAAAAAAACCAUUUUGAUAAAAUUUACGAUACUUUAAUCACUCUAUAAAUUCCUUUGGGAACUCUAUCCUCAUGUUUGCGGCAAAUGAUUUCGAACCAGAAUUUUAUUAUACUUCAACACCGCCAGAUCUAAUUUCAACUAGUGAUAGUGACUUGGAAGAAAAUAACAAUGUACAAGAAGAAGACAUAGAAACUGGUAAUAAUGAAACAGCAGACGAUCUCCCAAACGGACGCCAUUAUGGUGAUUACAAUACAAUAAAUAUGGAAUUGGAUGGUGAAUAUACUUCUGAAGACGAAGAACAACGUCCUCGUUCAACACCAGCAUCUACAGGUCACGCUUUUCACCGUCUUGCUGACCCCUAUGCCACUCGACAUCACCAUAGAUCUUCUUCACAACGCAGUCGUGGCUUUUCUCCGUUAGGAACACGGUUUUCGUCUUUGCGGAGACAAAACGCAAUUACUUCUUCUUUUCUUACACAGCAUAUUAAGCAUAAUAAUGAACUUGGAAAACAAGCAAUAUCUGGUAGUGGUUCAAAAGAUUUGGGACAAUUUCACUUACCAGAAUCUAGUUAUUUACGUGCUGGAAUGUCUUUCACUGGAACGCAAAACUUAAUGAAUUCACAACCCCAACAAAGAGACGAAGAAUGGGAAGUUAAAGUGACCGUUCACUAUGUAAAUUAUAAAACCGGAACUGUUAUAGGAUUAAUGGAAGCUUUAAAUGUACCGAAUAGUUCAAAUACAGUUGUUACAUAUUGGGAGGGUGAAAUGAUUGAUUUUGUUAACCAUUCUCUUUGGACGGAUAAAUGGAAUUCAAGUCCGGAAAUUGAUCUUCAACAUUGGAAAAAAUUUGAAGCUUUCCGUCAAAUGGAUGUUCGAAGUAUAAUCAGAGGUACUCCAACCAGAGAAUGGUUUCAAGAAGCAUGUCAAAAGUAUAUAUUUAUGAGAUGGAAGGAGAGUGGAUUAACUAUUGCCGGCUUUUAUUAUAUUUGUAUCAGAAGAAGCGAUGGUGCUAUUGAGGGAUAUUAUUUUGAUCCUGUUUCUACACCGUAUCAGAAAUUAACUCUUAAACCACUGUUAGAAGGAGAUGGAAUUUCAUUUUGUGAUUAUAGUCUAAAUUAAAAUCACUUUUUGAAUAUAUAUUAUUUUAUUUUAUUUUGCCUGACAAAACAACAAUUGUUAUAUUUUCACAUUUAUCUUACCGUUUAUAGUAAAAAAAAAAAAACGACAUUAUUUUAUUCGCAAACAAAAAUUUAUCAAUAUAUUUUUUUUCAUUGCAAAGGCAAAUGAAUAUCUGUAGUAUAGUAUUAAGAAUUUUUUUUCCUUUUUUAUAUGAAUAUAAACAACAUAUAUAUGUAUAUACAUAUAGUAUUUUUAAGAGAUAUAUAUAUAUAUUUUCAAAAAUGAAAAAUCGAAAAAAAAAUGAUUUUUUUUUAUUAAAAAUCAGAAUAAUAUAUAUAUCCAACUCUAUAAUUCUUUUUU
This is a messenger RNA of Rhizophagus irregularis DAOM 181602=DAOM 197198, 1725 nucleotides long. The record is from RefSeq and is a predicted model, not a curated record. Lineage: Eukaryota; Fungi; Glomeromycota; Glomeromycetes; Glomerales; Glomeraceae.